UGUCAGUUCGGACAUAAGGUCGCGUGAAGCUGGCGGUGGAGUAUCAGCCACCACCACUCGGUCUGAACCCUGGCCACCCUGCUGUGAGCGGUGGCCAGCCCAGGUUCACACGACACUCACAAACCCAGCUCCAGCUACUGCGAGGACAGGAUGUCAGUGACGACAUCGGCGUCGGAGGUGGAGCCCAGCCGCGGGCGCACGGCCGACAUCAUUGACCUGGACCGCUACAUGCGAGCCUCCGUGAGGCCCUCCGCCGCCACCCGCGGCGAGCGGUUCGUGGUGGACGGUGGAGUGGCGGGACGACGCCGCGUGCUGCCCGCCGGCCGGAGCGAGCCCAGCUCUAGCAGCGGGGAGGGGGGCGGGGGACGCUCCAAGCGGGUGUCGCACGACUCCGGCGUGUCGGACGGCAGCUACGUACGGCGCAAGCAGCGAAGCCGCAAACGCAUAGUCGAACCGUGCGCUAGAAGUCGAGAAGGGACGGUGAGCCGGCACUCGUCGUCGUCGCUGCGUGAGUUCCGCGCGGUCUGUGAGAAAGCUCUGCGCGAGCAACAGGAGCAGAUCUCGCGCGUGGCGCAGCUCUGUGAGAAGCUGGCAACACCACCCCCGCCCCGCCCUCCCGAAACCGCGGCCGCUCCGCACAAACACGAGUCGACUAAGAAAGUGAAGUGCGUGGCCUCAUCAACCGACAGCAGUGUUAGUUACAGCAGUCGGACUUCUGACAAACGGAAAGCUAAACAUAAGCCGGACUCGUGCAAGACGUACCAGCUGAUAAUGACAAAGUUGGAUGACUUGGGGCGUGUGUUUGCGACGCGGCGUGCGAUCGCCGGUCAACCCCUGAGCCCUGCGGGUCCCCUGUACCCCACGUACCCCAAGCACCUCACGCCCCGCCCACUCUACGUGUCCUCGGGCUCGGUAUCUGUGUGCGAUAAGCUGGUCUCCACGGAGCCCAUGAAGUACGCGGCCGAUAAACAGGUGACACUGACAAGCAAGUCUGCGGUGGUAUCACCAUCUCGGCUGGCAAUCGCGCGCACCAACCAGCUGGACAUUAUGCCUGAACAUCCUCGACGUAAUAAUAUUGUGGUGGAAAGUGUGGUUGAAAGCGGUGCGUUCGAGUCCCAACCCGCCGGCGAUCACGACGACGAACAAAGCACGGCAAAGGGCUGCGACAGGCCCGGGGGGCGCACCCCCUCGCUGUGUGCGAUCUGCCGCAGCUACUGGCGCGCCGUAUGCCGGCUCCUGCCCAGCUACUUUACCAAGCAGUGCUGACUGAAUCGGCACACCGCUGCCGGGAUAUCCUUGUUGCUCUACUGGGCAGCAUCCGCGAGCACAAUGCCUGUGAUAUAGACCCCCUAAGACCCUUCAGUUACUUUGUCAUAAGUCAUAUACCCCUCCUCGCUGGAGUGUCGUCUCACAUUUUGCCUCUGACAGAAUUAACAGCAGUUUUAUUAAUUUUAUAAUUUAUAUCAUUAAAUUUAACACUGAGAACACAAAGCAAUAAUUAUGUUACCAUAAUAUCGAUAUCGACUAUACCUAUAUGUAAAUAUAGAAUAUUUUAGUUGUAUUUUAAAUUAUUUUCAUAUUUCGACAUGUCCCGUCGUGAACUUAUGACCCUUUUUGAAGUGUGACGAAAUAAUUUAAUAUUA
Messenger RNA from Leptidea sinapis, 1643 nucleotides. RefSeq lists its product as uncharacterized. The record is from RefSeq and is a predicted model, not a curated record. NCBI's taxonomy places the organism in Eukaryota, Metazoa, Arthropoda, Insecta, Lepidoptera, Pieridae. The transcript has 8 exons. The coding region runs from base 151 to 1266 and encodes 371 amino acids.